Messenger RNA from Leptosomus discolor (cuckoo roller), 682 nucleotides. The record is from RefSeq and is a predicted model, not a curated record. NCBI's taxonomy places the organism in Eukaryota, Metazoa, Chordata, Aves, Leptosomiformes, Leptosomidae.
AGCAGCACAGAGAAGACACAGAAGAGUAAGAACAUGGACUCGUCAUAUAAACAUCUUCAGUAAAGAUUACAUCUUUGUGCCUGUGAAUGAAGAGUCUCAUUGGUACAUUGCAGUUAUCUGUUUUCCUUGGUUAGAAGAAGCCAUAUAUGAGGAGUGUCACCAUCAGAAUUCGUUACAUCACCAGCCUCAACAGUCUCCGCUUUGGUCAGAGAGCGAGAACAGUAGAAUUGUUUCAGUGUUGGCCUUCUCUGGUGACUGCAAGGAUGAAGAAGAAAUGGAUGCUAAUAGAAGUUUAUUCUCAAAAGGUAGGCAAAUUUGUAAAAGGCCUUGUAUACUCAUCUUAGAUUCUUUGAAAGCUGGUUCUGUGCAGAAAACAGUUCAGGUUUUGAGAGAGUACCUUGAAGUGGAAUGGGAAGCUAAACGAAAAACGCAUCGAGAAUUCAAUAAAUCAACAAUGAUUGACCUGUGUCCCAGAGUGCCUAAACAAGAUAACAGCAGUGAUUGUGGGGUCUAUUUGCUGCAGUAUGUGGAAAGCUUCUUCCAGAAUCCCAUAGUUGACUUUGAACAGCCACUGCACCUGGAGAAGUGGUUCCCUCGUCAGCUGAUCAGAAGCAAAAGAGAAGAAAUUAGAGACCUGAUCUUGCAACUGCACUUUCAACAGCGUAGUGGCAGCAGCAGCUAA